AUGAAAGGAAAGAAGAAGCACGCCUGUUGCUGCUUACCAUUGGCAGUAGCUGGCGUAGGUAUAUCAGUCAUUCUGAUUAUCUUCAAUGUGGCCACAUUCUUGCAGCAAUUGGAGUACGUAUUGGAUAUGGAUGAGAAGAGUGCAAGUGCAAUUGUUACGUUGAUAUUUACCGGUUUACCAGUACUGUGUGCUUGCUUCUCACUUUUUGGAAUCAUGUUCAAGAAGGCAGGUUUAGUCAACUUGGCUGUCUCUUGUAUCAUGCCAUCCGUCGUCUUAUACAUCGUAGCUAUCAUCACACUAUGGAUCGGUAUCAUGCAACAUAAAGAUGAGGUGAUCGAAUCAUCCAAUACACUUGGAUGGAUUUCAGUCCACGGGGACAAUGCCAAUUACAUCGUCGGCGCCAUCGCCACUGCCGAGGCAGUCAUCGUCAUUGCGCUCCUUUGCUAUUGCGGAGAUAUAUUCAAAUCGUGUGCAAACAUGAUCGCCCGGAAACAAAAUCCUUGGAAGAUCAAACAAGACGCAACCAACCAACGAGGCAAAAGAGUUGUUGAAGAAGACGAUGAUGAUGACUCAUCCUCUGUCUAG
Molecule: messenger RNA, 585 nt
Organism: Gregarina niphandrodes
Lineage: Eukaryota; Apicomplexa; Conoidasida; Eugregarinorida; Gregarinidae
Product: putative transmembrane protein
Exons: 1
Coding region: 1-585 (194 amino acids)
Source: RefSeq, a predicted model, not a curated record